CACGAAAUAAAUUAAAUUUAUAGUAUUUUUAUAUUAAAUAUUUUUUGUGUGUAGAUGAUUAAUUUUCAAAGCAUUAAAUGUUUAUUGUGAAUAUUGUCUAAAUUUUAUGAUAUAGAAUCUGCAUUGUGGAACAUUAAAAACAGUACAUGUAUCCACACUUCGGUGUGUGUAUAUUAGAUGCUUUGAUAACAUCUUCAGUACAAAAUAACUAUAGUUAAAGCUCUCAGUAUUAUCAAUAUAAACUAAAAACAAUGAGCUUUAACCGAUUUUUAAUAAUAAAUGAGUAUUUUUUGUAUAUAUGUGCAAUAAACUAUUUUUUUUUAUCUAUAGUAUUAGGUGAAAGUGAACCAAUAUAUGAUGGUAGAUUUCAAAUGAUAAUGACAUCUAUGAAACCUGAAAAUGCAAUACCAUCACAAACCAAGGAUAACCUUGGUUUUCUACAUGCAUUUGUAGCAUCUUUAUCUGUCAUCGUUGUUUCUGAGUUGGGAGACAAAACUUUCUUUAUUGCUGCUAUUAUGGCAAUGAAACAUCCAAGAUUGACAGUUUUUAUAGGAGCAAUUAGUGCUUUAGCUUUAAUGACUCUUCUUUCAGUAAUUUUUGGAUAUGCUGCAACUAUAAUUCCUAGUGUUUAUACAUAUUAUAUUUCUACUGCACUUUUUGCUUUAUUUGGCUUAAAAAUGUUACGAGAUGGUUAUAAAAUGUCUGCAACUGAAGGACAAGAGGAAUUAGAAGAAGUACAAUCAGACUUAAGAAAGCGAGAAGAUGAGUAUGAAAAAGAAACAGGAAGCACUUUAGUACAAGAUCCAGAAACUGGUGUUAUAAGGAAAGCAACAAAAAUUAGUGCACUGAUGCUCCUAUCUAGGAUAUUUCUUCAAGCAUUUACGUUAACAUUUCUUGCAGAAUGGGGUGAUCGUUCACAACUUACAACUAUUAUACUUGCAGCAAGAGAGGAUGUUUAUGGAGUUGUAAUAGGUGGAAUAUUGGGACACUCAUUUUGCACAGGAUUGGCAGUAUUAGGAGGACGAAUGAUAGCUCAAAAAAUUUCAGUGAGAACAGUGACCAUAAUUGGUGGAUUGGUAUUUCUACUAUUUGCUUUAACAGCACUUUUUAUUAGUCCUACGGAAGAUGUAUGAAAAUAAUAUACAGUAUUUAUGUAGCUAUAUGUCAUGAAAUAUAUUUUGCUAUAAGAUAAUGUACAUAUUUUUUCUAUUUGUGUACAGACUGUUAUGAAAUAGUAAAAAUCAUAAUGUACA
This is a messenger RNA of Apis laboriosa (Himalayan honeybee), 1253 nucleotides long. Its product is annotated as transmembrane protein 165. NCBI's taxonomy places the organism in Eukaryota, Metazoa, Arthropoda, Insecta, Hymenoptera, Apidae. Gene Ontology annotation, cellular component: Golgi apparatus. Gene Ontology annotation, biological process: Golgi calcium ion homeostasis; Golgi calcium ion transport; calcium ion transmembrane transport. The record is from RefSeq and is a predicted model, not a curated record. Gene Ontology annotation, molecular function: manganese ion transmembrane transporter activity; calcium ion transmembrane transporter activity. Bases 252 to 1133 code for a protein of 293 amino acids. The transcript has 6 exons.